AUGAAGGGGGCUGCGAAUCGGUUCUGGAGAUCUUCCUUCAUCGCGUUGAUUGUGCUCGUUCAGUUCACCAACGCAAAUGGACUGGUGCCUGUCUUCUACCCAUCCUGGUGUGAUGGUGAUGCCACCGUUUAUGAUGGGAAAUCUGGGAUCCUCACACCUUCACAAGGUGCCUUUCACCUUUUCCCGUGCGUAAAUGAUGAAGCAGACAAGACUUGGUUUGCCAACCAGACCUGUUCAGAAAACGUCAUCAUCCACACGCACAAAAGCAGGUUGGAGCUCUUGUUCUCUUUAGUGCACGACAAUGGCUCCCUGGCAACAUUGACAGCACAGCCAACGUUUGAGGGGAUCCCAUUUGUAGAAGGCUUCAACGGCAAUCUAGUGAUGCAAAACCUGAAUGUCUUAACUGUGCUCAACGGCACACAACGCAAUGGCUGUCUGCAAGGUGGCUCAAGACAGGAGAGCGAUGCCAUCGCUUCUGUGAGUGUUGCAAUGAAUCGAAGUAGAGGCACAUUGGGGGAUCGGUUCUUUGGGCAGGUUAAAGUCACAGCAGUCUUUGGGAAUCUCAGCCGUACAGUGACCAUCGCUGGGCACAGGGGAAGCGGCCGACCUCAUGCCACCACCAGAAUUGCUCCACAGCUUCCUCCAAAUGCAACAGUGUACAUCGACUUCAGCGAGAGAAUUGUUCCUUUGAGGAAUGUGUCGUGUGAUGCAGACAUGGCAUCUCUCCCUGCAGCCAUCAACAUCAGCGAUCUCUUGAACGCAUCGACUGCCUGCAAGAAUCUAGGCCAGGACACCAACCAGGAAUUCGAUGCAAGAAUGGUGAAAGUCAGUGGUCUCAAGGAUUGGGAUGUGUCAUGGAUAGAAAUUGGGAGAACAGCUGUGCUGACAGGUUUUGUUGACGAGGAACAGAGAGCCAGUGCCAGAGUCACCAUUAAUACACAAAGCUAUGCAGAUUUCUCUGGGCGGAAGAACCACCAGGCAGUGGAUACAAUCAAUCAGGGCAUCCAGGAUGGACAGACUGUUGGGCUGAGUUUCUCUUUUCCUACAAAUGUUCGUCGCACAAGGGAGGCUGACGUCGAGGAAUUGUAUCCAUCUGCGGACAAUGCAGGCAAGGCGGUGACAGCAGUCGUUGCAACUGCAGCAGUUGCAUCUGCCGGGGUAACAGCCUUGACUGCUGCUUUCCCACGGCAAGGGAAUCGCAAGCAUGGUGGGUCGGACUGUGCGCUGGGUGCAGGACUGGCACUCCUGUCCAUGGGGCAGAAAUUCUACUUCACAAGCCUCAUGGUCCCCAGGCGCCUCCCAGGAAACUAUAGGGCCAUGGCAUCGAACCUUAAGUGGACGGCAUUCAGCUCAAAGCUCCCAUGGGAGUCAGGAGACGACCAUGAGGUGUCCACCCUACAACCUGGUUCCCAAAUGCUGUCGACGAAUGCAAGUGGUCUGACAGGAUCGAACAGAAGACUGUUGCAGCAGGCAGUGAACAAUGCCUCACAAGAGACCAACAUGACAACAACCUCAUUGAGAUCGAUUGAUGUGUCUGAGGAUCCAUCCAAAGAUGAUCCCCAUGAUGAAGUCCAGCGUACCUUCUUUUGGGUUGCUGUGCUGCUGGCGGCGCUGGUGGUUUUUCAUGCCUUGCCUUACUGGGUGUUGCAUUGGCGCAAGCAGCCGAUUCCAGGGAUCCUCGUGGCCCCCAGAUUGGAGCUGUAUGCAGGGGACUGGGCAAUACCAGCCAUCGCUGCUGCCAGUGGGAUUUUGAUGACAUCGAGCAGUGGUGAUGUUGUGAUUGGGGUUUUCGUCUUUGCUCUGAUACCCUGUACCUACAUCGCCUGGUUGAUGCACACACUUUGGAAAAAUUUUCUCGCGCAUCCAGACGAAAGGGGAGGAAGAUUGACCAAAUUGGAGGAUGAAGAAGAUGGUGGUAGUGUUGGAACGAAGCCCGGUGAUCUGAGUGCACCCAAGCGGGUGGCAACCACCUGUUGUUCUUUGUUCGAAGAAUAUGUUAUGGACCCUAUCUUUGGGCGCAAGGAAGAUGAGGCGACUUGGGUUUCCAACCCUGAUGUAGACCCCCAUUUCGUGGAUCGCUAUGGUCCCAUGUUUGAAGACUAUCGAGGAACCAUGUACACCUCUGAUCUUCCUGCCACCAACAAUGGCACGUCAGCUAAAAGGCUGUUGUUUAGAAGCAUGACUCCCCAGAAUUUCAGGGAAGGUCGCAUACGGCUAGCCACAGGCGUCUUGUCUCUGAUGAAAACGGCCUUCAUCGGUGUGUAUGUCCACGGGGAAGAGGAUCAUGACAGCUUGGCUCAAGUGGUUGUCCUUCUCCUCGCAUCCACGUCUUUCUUCGUGUUCCUGAGAGUCACUCGUCCCAACCUGGUCAGGAAAGACCUGGCGGUCGCCCUGGUGGCAGAGUUCGCAGACAUGGCCUCUUUCACAUUGACUCUCAUCCUUUUCAUACCCGCCAUGGACACCAAGUGGAGGCGUGACGCCAUUGGUGUCUGCAUGGCGGUCAUUCAAGGCGUUGCGUUCCUGGUGAGCUUCUUCGAGAAAUUUGGUCUGAUCUCUGGCAUUGCGACAGAGGCCUGGGAGCCAUUGAAGGAGUGGUGGGCGAGGAGGAGAAAUAGGAAUGCUUAG
This is a messenger RNA of Ostreobium quekettii, 2625 nucleotides long. Lineage: Eukaryota; Viridiplantae; Chlorophyta; Ulvophyceae; Bryopsidales; Ostreobiaceae. The record is from the annotation of a GenBank genome assembly.